CGUCUCGCUGUGAAUGGCGAGUGGCCGUGGACGCUUGCAUUCAGCUGUUUGAAUCUUUUGGAGCAACUGAAGUAAUUGUUUUAUAGAAUUAGCCAUGAAAACUGAGUCCAACGAGAAGUGGGUUGUGUGCCGCGUUUGCCUGAACAAUCCCAGCGAGGGCGAGGAGCUGCUCCACGAGAUAUUCAGCGAAACGGCUAGCACGCGCCUGGACCAAAUGCUGCACAUUUGCGCAGGCAUUCCAGUCAGCCUGGAUGACAACUUCCCGGACAAGAUGUGCAGCAAGUGCGUGCGCUGCCUGCGGCUCUGCUACAAGUUCCGCCUGACCUGCCAGCGAUCUCAUCAACACAUAAUGGACAUGCUGGUCCGGGAGGCUAGCAACGCCAAUGCCGCCGGCGAAGGAGAAUUGCUGAACAACUCGGAGGACCUUUCGGUGGAGAGCGUGCUCAAGACUUGGGAGGAGAACGCCAGUCAGCUUGAUGGCGGCAUGAAAGUGGAGGGCGAUGAGGAUUUUGACCAGCCGGAACAUCAGCAACAGCAGGUUAUUACCUACGUCGUGGAGGAUGCCGACGCUGACGAUACCAAUAUGUUCAGUGACCACGAUUCCACUCAGCCGGAGCAGACUGAGAUCGAUAAGGCUGAACCGUAUGCUGAAUAUGAGGAAUAUGAACUGCUCACCAACGAAAACUCGCCGGAAAUCACACAUGAAAAAAGCUCCACCGUUACAGAUGUUACCACUGAAGAACCGCCCGAAGAAGACAUUACUGAAGACAUACUCAGCUCAGACGAAGAUUAUGUGCCAACUCAUACUAAGCCGGAAAAACGCGAUCGAUCUGGCGGGAAGGCUGUUGCAUACUACAAAAAUACCUCAGAAGUGGAACCUGUGAAAAAGAAGCUUGGCAGGAAGCCGCGCAACAGGCUGAGCACAUACAUCUGCGAUGUGUGCGGAAAUAUCUAUCCGACUCAGGCGCGUCUCACCGAGCACAUGAAAUUCCAUUCCGGCGUAAAACCACACGAGUGCGAGAUCUGCGGAAGAGGCUUUGUACAAAAUCAACAGCUUGUGCGGCACAUGAACACGCACACGGGGAAUCGGCCUUACAAGUGCAACUACUGUCCAGCUGCCUUCGCCGAUCGAUCCACCAAAACCAAACAUCAUAGAAUCCACACCAAGGAGCGUCCUUACGAGUGCGACGUUUGCUCUAGAACGUUUACCUACUCGGACAACCUGAAGUUCCACAAGAUGAUUCACACGGGGGAGAAGCCGCAUGUUUGUGAUCUUUGCGGCAAGGGAUUUGUAAAGGCCUACAAAAUGCGUUUGCAUCGGGGGACGCAUGAUAGACGUGUUGGCACCUGGAAAGCUGACAUGGAAAUGAGCACCAAAGGAGAAGAUGUCAAGGGGGAAACGCCAGAGUUCCUCAGUUAAUUCCCCAGAGAGUUCUUUUUAGUUUAUAUGAAAAGUUACGUCUAAGCAUUAAGAAAGCCAUUGUUAAGUUCUUCCAUUAAGCAAAUAUAUGUACACAGGAUA
Drosophila yakuba is the source of this 1522-nucleotide messenger RNA. RefSeq names its product zinc finger and SCAN domain-containing protein 12. Gene Ontology annotation, molecular function: RNA polymerase II cis-regulatory region sequence-specific DNA binding; zinc ion binding; DNA-binding transcription factor activity, RNA polymerase II-specific. The transcript has 5 exons. The record is from RefSeq and is a predicted model, not a curated record. Gene Ontology annotation, cellular component: nucleus. Gene Ontology annotation, biological process: regulation of transcription by RNA polymerase II. Bases 95 to 1420 code for a protein of 441 amino acids. Lineage: Eukaryota; Metazoa; Arthropoda; Insecta; Diptera; Drosophilidae.